Molecule: messenger RNA, 3702 nt
Organism: Hyposmocoma kahamanoa
Lineage: Eukaryota; Metazoa; Arthropoda; Insecta; Lepidoptera; Cosmopterigidae
Exons: 7
Coding region: 179-1597 (472 amino acids)
Source: RefSeq, a predicted model, not a curated record
UAUUCAGUGUAUGUGUUAUUGAGUGUGUGUGUUAUUAAACUAGAAGUAAAAUACAUAAAAAGAUAUUUGAUUUAAUUUGACUUUAUUUACAAACUUGACUACUUUUGCAGAGAAUGGUAUAACAAUUGAACAUUUCCCCAAAUUAAAACUAGACAAUUUGAAAGAAUUAUGCCCACAUAUGGGGACUAGACUAUCUUUAGAGGAAAAGAUAGGGGAGCUUAUUACUGCACAGUCUAUUUUUUUAACUUUACAGGCAACGACAGAUGCAGUAUCUGAAUCAACUGAUGAUCAAGUCAUUAUUACUCCCACCUCCAGUAAAUUAGAGACAAGCACCAGUGAUGCCGGUUUAUUAGUUUCAUUAGAUGAACUACAAGUGGUCGACAUCUUGGAAACAACCAAAAGUGUAUCUAGAAAAACAUUUCCACAUUUUGAUUUGGAGACACUACUGCAUACGUCAGCAGGUGGCAAUAGUAUUUUAAAAUACUAUGAAACAUAUGGUUUUCUCAAUAAUACCAAGAGAAACCAGUUGACUGAUAUAAUUAUAAAACAUAUAUACACAUACAUUGUCAAUUACCGGAUAACCUAUGAAGAAUAUAAUAUUAUAUCUGCGAAAAUAAUAUCACUGUUUCCAAAGGAGUCAAUAGGCACUUAUUUUACCAAACCUAUAAAAAAAAAUAAUUCAUUUAAUGGACGUUCUACAGUAGCACGAGGAAAAUUGGUGGACAAAGUCCGUAACCUUCUGUAUAAAUAUGGAGACCACACACACAAGCGACAAUCUGGCACUCUAGAAAAUGCUCCACCGUUUAAAAGACAGUAUAUUCAAGGUUUGCAAGAUUUACAUUUAAGAGAUAUACUGUUUCUCAACAAUAACACCGAACCAUGGGGUGAAGUAAUACAAAAAUGGAAAGAUACAUUUAAAGUUCGAAAAGAAAGUGAACACAAGAGCGUUCAUGAGUUUCUACAAGACUGGAAAAUAUUAUCAGACCAAAGAAGUGACAUAUUGAUAAACAUUGACUUCGACUUGUUGUAUCCAGAAAAAGGGCUGAAUUUUUAUUUAAAUUGGAAAAUAUUUUUCGAAAAAAUUAUUGCUUUUAAACCGAACAGAGACGAAAGAAUCUUGAACCUUAUUGAGUCACUGAAAAAUUUAGACAAUGAUUUAACACUUCCUGCUGAGCUUAAAAUACUCGCACAUCUGGUGCCUCCAAAGGGAAGAAUUUCAAAAAAAAUUAAGUUCACUACUCAGGAAGCAAUUGACUCCUUAUAUAUUUGUGUGCCGAAUGCUGGCGAUAUAGACCAAGUAAUCAAAGAACAAAAACAAAAGGCGACAAGCAAGAAAUUGUCUGUUCAACCCUAUGUUAUACUCCAGGGAUCUUUGCUAGAGUGUGGUUCACCGUUACUAAUAGUAGAUGAUGUAAGAUAUCAAUUUUUAACCAUAACAAAAGCUUUUGAUACUCUUUUUAAACUUUACCAUACCUUCAACGUUAGAUAUCCCAGAGCAGGCGACCAUUUAUAUUUGAUCAUACAAAGAUGUGUAUAUAAUAUAGAAACUAAGUACGAUAACGUCGUACCGUAUAUAAUUGACGUUUUGAAUAUGUGAUUUAGCUAAACACCACUUUCAAGGUUUCAUAAACUCAAUCAGAGCAGGGCCCACUCCCAAUUGAGUUGUUCAUGCUAUUCUUUGAAAAAAAAAACAGUUUAUACACAGACUUUCAAUUAGAAAGAAUUUUCUUACCACUUCUAACUCAGUUACGACAAUUUAUGCAACAAUAAUUGCUACAAGUGAUAUUUACAAUAUUGUUAACCUGAUCAAUCUCCGACUAAAACUCUCUGUGUUUCGCUUAUUGUCAAAAUGGAUUUGAACUGUAAUUACUGUCACAAAAUACUUCAUGAUUUUAAGCAAUACAUUUUUCAUUUAGAAACUAUCCAUAAAAUAGGUAACUAUUUUGUCUGCCCUUUUGAGAGUUGUAAAAGAACAUAUGAUAAAAAAAAUCGUUUUAAAAAUCAUUUAACAACGUGUUACAAUUCAAAUCGCAAUAGGAAUAGUACUUCUUGUGACAAUAGUAUUAAUAUCAGUAACUCCAUCCUGUCCGAACAAAGUUCAUUUCCAAGUACCAAUGAUACACACCAAUCUUUUGACACAUCACCGUCGAAUGAUAAAGACACUGGAAAUGAAUCUUUUAUAAAAUCUGUAAAAUCAUACUUAAAUAUAUUUGUAUGCAAUUUAUAUGGGUUUGUUAGUUUACCAAGAUCUUUAAUACAAACUUUGAUAGAAUUAGUUCAAACCUUAAUCCACAACAUCACUUCAAAUAUACACGAAACAGUUAAUAACGAACAUAUAGAUGCCACUAAAAGAAACAUUAUUGUACUAGAAAUGAUAUUAGCAUUACCAGACAUAUUUAAAGACUACGAUACAGAAUAUAAGCGCUUGAAAAAUUUAGUUGACAAUGAGUAUUAUGUAGCCCCUGUAGAAGUAAAGAUCGGAACUGUCAAAGAUCGACGUAGUGAAAAUAAUGAUGUAACAAUGAUGCUAAAGGAAAGAAAACUUUACAUGACACCACUUAGACAAACAUUAAGCAAUUUUUUAAACUUACCUGGAGUACUUUCUCACAUUCUUAAUUAUCAACAGAUGCUUUUGGACGAGAGUAAUGUAAGUAACGGUGAUGUGAUUCGAAAUGUGAUUCAAGGAUCGUUGUGGAAAGAACUUUCGGCUAAUAUAGACAAAGACAGUAUCGUUAUCCCUUUAAUUUUGUAUUUUGAUGAUUUUGAAAGUGGCAAUGCCCUAGGAAGCCACGCUGGCGAAUAUAAGUUAGGUGCAGUUUAUAUUUCUAUUGCAACUAUUCCGCCAGAACAAUCAAGUAGGUUAGAAAAUAUUUUUGUGACUCAAGUAUUUUAUUCAAAGGACAGAGUAUUUUUUGGCAAUGGGGCAAUUUUUAACAAAUUAAUUGAAGAACUUAAGUUUUUAGAAGAAGUUGGCGUUGGUGUUUUAUUGUCCAAAAAUAUCAUUACAGUAAAAUUUGUAUUAAUAACUUUAUCUGGAGAUAACUUAGGACUCCACGGCGUAUUAGGACUUUUCGAAAGCUUUAUGGCUACAUAUUUCUGCAGGUUUUGUUUGACUACCAAAACUGAAUCUGAAACCCAAUCGUGUGAAUUAAAUAAUCUACGAAUGCCUUCUGAAUACAAUCAACAUGUUGAAAAUCGUAUAGGAAUUAAAGAAAUAUGUGUUUGGAAUAAUUUGAAAUAUUUUCAUAUUUACAAUAAUGUUACAUGUGAUGUGAUGCAUGAUCUUACGGAAGGGGUACUAAGGUAUGGAAUGGCCCUUGUGAUUAGAAGUCUAAUAGAUAAAGGAUAUUUCUCACUAGAUCAUCUGAAUUCUAGGAUAAAGUACUUUAAGUACAAUACUAAUGAGAAAAACACACCACCACCAAUCAAUAAUCAACACUUAUUAAACAAAAGUUUAACUAUAUCUGCUUCUGAAAUGUUAUGCCUUACAAGAAAUUUUGCUUUUGUGGUUGGAGAUUUAGUUGAAAAUAACGACCCCGUUUGGAACUAUUAUUUAAUAUUAUUGGAAAUAACAAAUGUUCUCACUUCCCAUUCGUUUACUUCAGACCUAAUAGAUUACUUAAAAAGUAUUAUUGAAGAACAUCACCAGCAAUACCUUAAUUUAUUUCAAAGUAAAUUAAAACCCAAACAUCAUUUCCUUAU